AUGAAGAGGACUGCAAAUCGCACAAUAACUUCAUAUUUUGCUAAAAGAGCAAAUCUUGAAGUGACUAAUGAAUCAGAUGGAGCACCAUUAACAGCUGGAGCUGUGGCAACCACAACAGUGAACGAAGAAGAUAGCGCUCACGUCAGGACUACCGACAACGAUACAGUGUCAAGCUCUCUAAUCCCGUCAACAUCUGCUGCUGUUACUCCGUUGACUCCUUCAGUAUGUGUUGUUCAGCCGCCGCAAGUGGGAGUUCGUCCAGUUGAUCUAGACUCUGCAGUGAGUGAUCUUGGAACUUUGGUGGAUGGGCCCUCGCAGCCAAACCUUGGAUCCUAUCCGAGAGGCCAGAAGAAUCGUUGUUUUCGAGCAACCUGGUAUACAAGUUAUCCGUGGCUUGAAUACAGCAUUGCAAAAGACAAGCAUUUUGUUUUGCGUAGGAACUUUAGCACAUCGACGUCAAAGAGCGACACAGCAUUCACUAAAGUUGGUUUUUCUACCUGGUCAAAGGCGAUGGAAAAAAUUCGCGGAUUUAAAGCCCAUGACGCAUGCUCUGAUCACCUCCUUUCCAUGACUCGCUGGGAAAGUUACAACAUCCAGAAAAAUAAUCCAGGAGCUAGUAUUGGAAAUAUGUUAGAUCCUGGAAGACCGUCUUUAGUGGAAAACAAUCGAGAAUACACGAAGACGCUGUUGGAGUAUCAUCGGUACUUUUGUUCUGAAGAGAUGGCGUAUAGAGGGCACGAUGAAACUGACAAGUCGCUCAAUGCAGGAAAGUGGAAUGAAUUCAUCAAUGAGGGUGAUUCAAACAUACAAAGCAUACGACUACACAUCAAAGCGAUCUUCGCUCGAGUUAAUAAGAGCCAUGGCUUCCGAGGUUCGACAUCUGAUAGAGGAACAGAUAGACAGAGCGGGAUGUAUUCAAUGCUCAUCGAUGAAUGCAAAGAUAAUGCGGGGCAUGAAGAGCUGUCGACUUGUUUUAGGUUUGUAAACGACGAAGGACAAAUCGAAGAACGAUUUUAUGAUCUCGCUAGACUUAAAGAGACUGAUGCCCAGACCAUUGUGAAUGAAGGGGUUUUGGCAACAAUUGAAAAACUGAGCUCGUCCACCACUCUUCUGGCGCUUGGAGCAGAUGGCGCAUCUGUUAUGAGCGGAUGUUACGAAGGCGUAGCUGCUAAACUGAGGAGAUAUUAUCCUUGGUUGCUUUAUAUCCACUGUGCUGCGCACCGUCUGAAUUUGAUUGUUGCGGCUUAUUUUCGUACAGUUAAUGAAGCAUGUAAUGUAAUAAAUGUCUACAAGGCUUUACACACCAUUUUCAACGUCGCCAGCAACAGAGAAAUAUUCGAAGCUGUUCAAAAGGAGUUUUAUCCAAAACAGCCCAUAAUGGCAGCCUCCUCUCUUACAGAAGUUCGAUGGGCUUGUAAGUUUGAGGGUGUUAAUACAAUGGUUAAAAGACUCCGAGCGAUUCUUGUAAGCCUUCAGAAGAUCGGUGCUUCCAAUUCAAAACAAGCCGAUUCAGCAGCGGGUCUCUAUCACAAAAUUCUCUCGGGAAAAUUUGUUAUAUCCCUUUGCUUUCUUCAUCAGCUUUUGUCAAUAAUGCAUGGAUUAAGUAAGGCUAUGCAAGAGACCAAUGUCAAAUGGCUAAACGUAGCCAACGAAAUGGUGGCUGUAAGGAAGCUUCUUGUUGAGAUUGAAACCAAUGACAUCAUUGAAACCGCCAAAGAGCUAUGCUCGACUGUGAACAUUACCUUGGACUAUGAGGAUCCCGUGCAUGUUUCCAGACAAGAUUCCACAAGAUCUGCAUGCCCUCGUGAAUUCUGUAAUCGUCUCAAGGCAACUUCUGUUCCCACGCUUCUCGAGGAGUUGGAACGACGUUUCUCUGGUGCGAAUACUGAUAUACUGGGAGCUCUGGAGGCUUUAGAUGCAUCAAAAUCGACAUACCUGGAUUACACGACUGUCCAGUGUCGUUGCCAAAUUUGGAGAUUGUCUCCAUAUUGA
Messenger RNA from Dendronephthya gigantea, 1992 nucleotides. Its product is annotated as zinc finger MYM-type protein 1-like. Lineage: Eukaryota; Metazoa; Cnidaria; Anthozoa; Malacalcyonacea; Nephtheidae. The transcript has 2 exons. The record is from RefSeq and is a predicted model, not a curated record. Bases 1 to 1992 code for a protein of 663 amino acids.